AUGGGGGAUGACGGCGACCGCCGCGGCUCCGGGAGCGCCCGGGAGCUGCAGAAGCUCCGGCGGCAGGCGAUGCGGUACUACCAGGAGAACCAGGUCCCGCGCCGGCUGGAGGAGCUGCUCAACGCCACCUUCUACCUGCAGCCCGCCGACGUCUACGGGCACCUGGCAAACUGCUUGUCUGAACUGGCAACACCUCCCACCAUCUGCAAGGUAGUGGGGAAGAAUGUCCUGGACGGGCUGGGGUUUCCAACCCUGCAAGUGGAAAUCUUCUGCACCGUUCAGAAUUCCCCCAAGAACAUUUGUUCCACGGCGAUCUCCACACACUUUCAAGUGCAGGAGAACUCCCCGUCUGAGCUGCUGGAGGUGGAGGAGACGGAGCGGUCCGAGGAGGUGAGCACAGCCCUGCAGUGGAUCAAUGAAGAACUUUCAGAGCAGCUCCAGGGCCAGAGACCCUGCAACCAGGCCGAGGUGGACCAGCUGCUCAGGACUUUCUUUGAAGAAAAAGUACAAGAAGAUAAGGAGAAGAAAGAAUUGGAAAAGAAGAUAUCAGCCAUGCCCGUCCCUUCAGCUACAACAUCCUCCAUUCCACCAGCCAGAAAGAAAGGGCAGAAGGCAGGGAAGAAGGAAGCUCUGGUAGAGAAGCCCGUGACCCCCGCUGAGCCCGCCGAGCCUGUGCUCUGCGGGAGCCUGGCCAUCGGGGCCGUGUCCCUGGCCAUCGCCAAAGCCAGCGCGGUGCUGGCCCACAAGCCUCUGUACCUCAGCAUCGCAGCGCUGAAGCACAGUGAGGAGCCGCCGACCAAGCUCACGGUGCCUUUGCUGAUGGUCACUAUGCUCAGCUGCGGCAAGUCCUCACCGGGGAAGCUGAAUCUGAUGAAAGAAGUGAUUUGUAUCCCCCACCCGGGAUUAUCAGCUAAACAAGGUGUGGCGAUGCUUCUGGAAGUCCAGAAAUACAUUAACAGAAUGGAAAUGCUGCCUUCUCCAAAAACAGAGACCAAAAAAGGGCUUGAUGGAGGAAAACGAGGUCAGGCCCAGACCUCUAGCAGGAUAUCCCACCUGGGCUGUCUCACCAUGGGCUGUGACACGCUGGAGCAGCCUCUGCAACUCAUCCAAGGCAUCUGCACCAACCUGGGGCUGGAACUGGGAACCCACCUGCACCUCGGCAUCAACUGCGCCGCUCAGGAGCUCAUGGACUACAGUAAAGGAAAGUAUGAGGUCAUGAUGGGAACAUACAAAAACAUGGCUGAGAUGGUGGACCUCUACGUGGAUCUGAUCAACAAGUUCCCCUCCAUUAUCGCCUUAAUUGAUCCCUUCAGGAAGGAGGACUCGGAACAGUGGGAGAGCAUCUAUAACGCCCUUGGUUCCAGGUGUCACAUCAUUGCCGGCGCUGAGUCCAAAAGCAUCUCUAAGCUUCUGGAGGACGGAACCAUUAGCAACCCCAAGUCCAGCGGGCUGAUCAUCAGACACACAAACCAAACGACCAUGUCGGACUUGGUGGCGAUUACUGAUCUUGCGGAAAGUAAAAAGCUCAUCAGCAUCUUGGGAAGCGCAGAGGGAGAGUCCUGUGAUGACAGCCUCGCGGAUCUGGCCACUGGACUCGGUGUACGGUUUGUCAAGUUGGGAGGUCUUUCUCGAGGCGAACGGGUGACUAAGUACAACCGCCUUUUUGCUAUUGAGGAAGAACUUGUCCAGAAUGGAACACUGGGUUUAAAUGAAGAACACACAUUUUCUGACUUGAAUGAGGAAGAGCAACAGGAUGCAGCCACGCCUGAGGCUGCUGUCCGGGCUGAGGACCCGAAUGAAUCCCAGGAGCUUAUCUUCCCCACAGAAGUCCCCGAGCCAUCGGCCUGACCAGGAGCACCUUCUAGAAGCCGAUGGUCACAGCCACACUCACAGCUACCCCUUGAGUGUUGUGAGACCGAUAGGUCUCAAGUUUACUUCAUGUUGCUUCUGCAUGUACACUUGACUGUGGAAACUCUCUAUUCUCUACGUCCACUGUUGAGGCGAAUACAGUGCCCGUGCUUUUACCUGAAAUUGUGUCUGUGAACACUGUCUUAAAGCCAUUACAUUUGUGCAGGGAUUGUGUCAACACACCAGCUCCCUUCUCCAUUUGAAAACGGGGUGGGGUCAUCCUCUUGUAAAGAGGUUGUUAUUUUUGCCACCAACCCCACACUCAAUUCAAACAUUCUGACUUUGGGCUGGAGCGAUAGUACAGCAGGCAGGGUGCUUGCCAUGACGCUGGUGAUUUGGUAGAGGAAGACCAAACGUUGGCAGGGAGCAAAAUGCCAGUGUUGUAGCAUUUUGUCCCCCAAGCAACACCAGAGCACCACCAGGAGGAAUUCUUGAGUGCAGAACCAGGAGUAACCCCCGACCAUUGCCAGAUGUGACCCUCAAAUCAAAAUCAACAAAUAUUUUGACCUUAUACAUCAGAACAUUUCUGAAAACAAAACUGUAGACUCUGUGCCAGGAAGAGGCACACACCUUCUGUGCUGAUCUUACAGAAGUGCUCGAUCAUGCUAGAAGGCACCGCCAGCUACAUUUCUGCCACCGACCUCAGGCAGAAGUGCGAGAGUUUCAUUGUUUUUCACAAGCAUCCUCUUCCCUUCAAUACCCUCUUCCCUUUCUCUAAAUUUUAAUUUCCCUUACAUUACUUACAUCUUGGCAGUCUCUCCGUUGUUAACAAGAAUGGGUAAAAACUAAUCCACAUAUCAGCAAAUGAAUAUGAAUUUUCAUAUUAUACCAUUAAACAGGUACUAAAAGGUGAUGGAACAUAUAGGUUAACUGAAUCGUCUCUCUUGGAAGGUGUAAUUGGGGUUAUAGCAAUGGUGACCUAAAUAAACCCGUUUAAAUACAUAUCUUUAGAUCUAUUAUUAUCUAACUGCUUUAUCUGGCUUAGGGCCCCUGUUAAAAGUUACCAUUUGCUUUUCCCCAAAAUUAUAUAAACUGCUAUG
Sorex araneus (European shrew) is the source of this 2948-nucleotide messenger RNA. RefSeq names its product enolase 4 (gene ENO4). Bases 1 to 1848 code for a protein of 615 amino acids. Lineage: Eukaryota; Metazoa; Chordata; Mammalia; Eulipotyphla; Soricidae. The record is from RefSeq and is a predicted model, not a curated record. The transcript is spliced from 14 exons. Gene Ontology annotation, cellular component: phosphopyruvate hydratase complex. Gene Ontology annotation, molecular function: magnesium ion binding; phosphopyruvate hydratase activity. Gene Ontology annotation, biological process: glycolytic process.